Messenger RNA from Dovyalis caffra, 1161 nucleotides. The record is from the annotation of a GenBank genome assembly. NCBI's taxonomy places the organism in Eukaryota, Viridiplantae, Streptophyta, Magnoliopsida, Malpighiales, Salicaceae.
AUGGACCAUCUCUUUCGAUGUUUCAUUCUUUUCACUCUAAUCUCACUCUCUUCUUUCUCAGGGGUAGAACCAAUUACUUUCAAAUUCAUUAACAAGUGUAGGCGCACGGUAUGGCCUGGUUUACUAUCUGGCGCAGGGACAGCACAGCUCCCUACAACAGGGUUUUACCUCAAGAGCGGCAAAUCAAGAACAGUAAAGAUUCCAAAGUCUUGGUCGGGACGGGUCUGGGGUCGGACCUUUUGUACCCAAGAUCCGACUGGUAAGUUCUCAUGUCUUACUGGCGAUUGUGGGUCUGGUAAAGUUGAGUGUGCAGGUAGUGGGGCCAAACCACCUGCCACUCUGGCAGAGUUUACCUUGAACGGCGCUAACGGGUUAGAUUUUUAUGAUGUCAGCUUAGUUGACGGCUAUAAUUUACCUAUGCUUUUGAUCCCUAAGAAAGUGACACGUGGUGGUUGCGGCGCGACGGGGUGCUUGAUUGACUUGAAUGGCGCGUGUCCGAAGGAUUUGAGGGUGUCCGCCGCGGCAGCUGGGGGUGGGGUGGCCUGUAGGAGCGCGUGUGAAGCGUUUGGUGAUCCGAGGUUUUGUUGUAGCGAGGGGUACUCUACGCCCGACACGUGUGGACCGUCAAUGUAUUCGUUGUUUUUUAAACAUGCUUGCCCACGCUCGUAUAGCUACGCGUAUGAUGACAAGACGAGCACGUACACGUGUGCUGAUUCAGACUACGAUAUCAUAUUUUGUCCAUUGCCUUAUACCAGUCAUUUUCGUAAUGAUAAGUGGGUUGCCAAGUUGUCAAGUUCCAGAAAUUUUGCAUUUGUGUGUGGGGAUGAUGAAGUGGCUAGGUGGAUUAUAAUUGAGUUGAUUAUUUUACACUGGAAAGGUAGCCUUGUAUCAGGAAACUUCAAGUAUUUCCUUUCAAAAUUGCAGCCAGAAACUGCUGGCAUUGCGAAAAGAUGGGGUGGAGCUCCCACUCGUGAACAAGACUAUGAUGUACCUACGAAGCCACGGUGCUUCAUCUCCAGGUGUGGUUCAGCUGCAAUUUCUUGCUGGCGCAGCCUCUAUUGUAACGGCACUUUUGCUCUUAUAGCCUCCUUUAUUACCCUUGUGACUAACAUUGGCCUGGACAAUUUCAGGCAGCUAGUUACUUUAAAUUUCAGUUCAUGA